AUGACCAUGCCAAGCCCCCAGCAGCAGCCACCGUAUGUUCGUGCAAGACAUAGUCCAUGCUUUGAUGGCCUGCUAAGAGGCCAUGACCAAACCACACAGAAAAAGAUUAUAGUGUCUGAUGAUGAAGAGGUGAUGACGAUAGAAAAGACGUCAUACAAAGUGACUAGAAUGAAAGAGAAACUGCCUAGUGUUCUGCUUCCACUAUCUGCUGCCUCUUACUACCAUGGCAUCUCACCCCAAAUGGAAAUUGUUGAGUACAGUGAGAGCAUUAACAAGCUCAAUGCGUAUUUGAAGGCAACAAAGGAUGAUGUUAAUGCUGGUGUGCCUGCCAAGUUCCUACGUGCUGUCAUCGCUUCCGAUCAUGCCGAUGUUGGAAGUGUGGCAUCAACUAUCAUGUAUUCAUAUUACCUUCAUGUAACUUCAAAAAGCGAGCAAUUCUGCACAGUGCCAAUCAUCAACAUUGACCGGGCCAAUCUUGCAUCUCAUGUUGAACUCAACUGGUUGCUUCAUUCAUCUCAAAUUGAUCACUCAUCCCUAAUAUUUGUAGAUGAGGUAUUUUAAUUAAUAAUGCUCGGUUUUGUUCUUAUCAUAACAUAUGCUUUCUCUGUCUUGAUUAAAUUCAAACAGAUUGAUCUGUCGUAUUAUGACUUAUUUGGAAGCCUUAAGAUUGUACUCUUGAAGUGUAACAAGAUUUCCCAUAAGCAGGAGAAAUUAAAGCACGCUGUGGUUGAAAUGUUUCACUGCACGAAGAGCGAGACAAUAUAUCCAUGGGUUAAGACUAUCACAACAGGAGAGGAAAGUACUUGUUGCACGGCCAUAGCAGAAAAAUUCUUUACGCAUUCGCCUGAAAUUCUUGCCGGCAAAUCCAUCAGCAGAAUUUUGUUAGCGGGUAUCCUUUUGGACACUGGGAAUCUAAGGGAUCCUCAUUGCAGCGACAAAGAUAAGUACACAGCUUCAUUAUUAAUCAAUGGUGCUGGUCGUUAUGGGUGCAAUGGACUUUACCAAUUAUUGAAGUACAAAAUGCAUGACCUGUCCUCUCUGCAAGUAUCAGAUAUCCUCCGAAAGGAUUUUAAGAAGUGGACUGGCCAAGAGAUUAGUGGAGAAUCAAGGUCAUUGUCGCAAAUUGGCAUGAGUUGUAUUGGAAUUUCAAUUGGACAGCUUCUGGGUCACACAAAAAAUCCAGCCCAAGAAAUAACCUACUUCCAGUCGUUGGAAAAGCUUCGGGCAGUUAUUAUCGUUUCUGGGUAUUACAACGAGGACAAGAAUUUCAAGAGGGAAAUUUUAGUUUCAGCAGAAUCUGUGAAACUAUUGGAGAGUUUGCUCUUCUUCUUCGAUUUCAAUGCCUCCCGUCUCCCCCUAAAAAGUUUACAUAUAGCAGGUCUGAAAAAUGAGACGAUGAAAGCGUAUGAGAUUGAUAAGAUCACAUCAAGAAAAAUAGUAGAGCAUCUCAUAAACGAAUUUAUUGGGACAUCAAAAGCUAUAUAG
Arachis duranensis is the source of this 1485-nucleotide messenger RNA. RefSeq lists its product as uncharacterized. Gene Ontology annotation, molecular function: exopolyphosphatase activity. The record is from RefSeq and is a predicted model, not a curated record. Gene Ontology annotation, cellular component: cytoplasm. Lineage: Eukaryota; Viridiplantae; Streptophyta; Magnoliopsida; Fabales; Fabaceae.